GGUCCACGUUGUCUCCAAGAAACAGUUUCAGCAGGCAGUGCCUCCUGAGGCCUGACUACGCGCCAAGACACUACUGGAACAUUCUGGCAGUCUUUGCGGUUGGCUCUGCACAGGCCUCCUCAUCUCUUGCUGAGUGCUAUACAGAAACGUCCCUUGGAAGCACCGGGGUCACCGUCAGUGGGUCUGCUUCACGCUUCCUGUGUCUCCAGCAUGUCAAGGCCACUCCAGUCUUCAACUCACUCAGAUCCAGGGAGGCUUGCUAAUAGCCAAACCAAAGAGGCCUGUGAGGUGAAGCCAUCAGAAGCCAGGCACCAAUCACAUCUAUCAGCUCGGGAAAAUGUCCCAGUGGCCUGUUUUGAUCCACCUCUUGAAGUGGUUCCUACCGGGAACCCAGUCAUAUACAACAUAAAGGCAGCAGACCCAGUCCACCCUGACCUUGCCAGCUUGCUGGUAAAAAACAAGACUCUCUUAGUCGAGCUGAGAAAUAUUCAAAACAAAAUUUUCAUAAAAGAAACUUCAUUGCAAGAAAUGAAGACCGAGUUAGAGAGUUACAGAGAAAGUAAUGCCCAGCAGUCGCUACAGAUAACGUCCCUGAGAGAGGACGUCAAGAACCUCCAAGACCUUAUUGCUUCUCUAAUGAAAGUUAAGAUUUUGCAAAACACAAAUUCUCAGAAUAUUGAAAGAGGCAACUGGGACCUAACUGAGCGAGUUACAGACCUCGAGAACCGCCUAAGAGAGCAUCUGGUGGAGAGAGAGAGGACAGGGAGAAAGACAGAGCUGGAGAAAAGGUGGCCUUGCUCCAGCAGAUUCUCUCCUUGUCCGAAUCUGAAAGGACCAGAAGAUUCCUUGGAUAUUUUCCCCGUGAAGGACAAUGGUGAAGCCUCCAACUUUGAGAGAGACAUUAUUUACUCUGAAGGACCAAUUGAUGAGCAAGACAUUGGGGGUAAAUGUCCACACGAAUUGACCCACAAAGAAAAAUUAACAUCUGAGUUCGACAGACCUCCAUAUUCCUGCAGCUGGGAAACCACACCUGAGCAAGCCCAUCACCAGGAUUUCCUUGGUCAGUUGGCUACUCUACUGAGUGACAGCAUUGGCCCCAUACUAGCCACAGAGGAAGCAGUGAAAGAGAGGAUCCAGGAAAUGGGUGCAAAUGAACAGUUGUGGAAAUCUAAAUCGGAAGCCCUGCAGCAGGAAAUUCAGACGCUCACUAAGAGACUGGAGCAGCUGUACCACCUCUAUGAAGAAGCUGCCGAAAGGUCACCCCAAACUGAAGAAAGUUAUAUGGGACAGAAGAGACCCUUGCAACAUCUGGAAGAAAAGGGUGCUGUUAGCUCCCCUCUGAGGAGUGUAGACAUGGGCAGGAAGAAGGAAAACUCCAGGACUCGGACUGCACAGACAGAUAAACACCGGAAGUUCAAACAAUUGGAAGUAUUAUUGGAUAUCGAGCAGAAUUCGAAGAUGACUGCCGGCCCAGGAAUGGAGGAGAAAAUUCAGAAGCUUCAGAAGCAGCUUAGUGAUUUGAAGUUGUCUAAUAAAAACAUGAAAACUCAACUGACGAGAAUAAACGUCCUUAAAGACAAGACAAUCGAGAGGCUCAGGCAAUCUGUAACAAAAGUCGAAACGGUGAAAGAGAAGGCAGCUGCCAAAACAGACAACGUGAAAACCCCGUCAGACCCGGCGGAGCUGGCAGCCAGAUCAGAGAAGGAGAGGGCCCACCAGACACCAGCCCACCAGACGACGGCAGCCCGGGGCCCUCCUGAGCCCUCCGCCACCAGGAGCACACCGAAAGGGGUCUCAGGACGAGAGCAAGAGCUUGCUGACUUCCGAGAAACCAUUAUGAAGCUGUUGGGAUUUAAUGUGAAAACAGCAGACAAGGAAGUCAUUAAUCAGCUGAAGCUUGUCAUCCAGGUUUAUGAAAUCUCCAGCAAAUCAAAGACAGCUUCUCACUGUGAGACCGGACAGGACAAGUGAGCAAG
Messenger RNA from Peromyscus californicus insignis, 1976 nucleotides. RefSeq names its product coiled-coil domain-containing protein 170-like. The record is from RefSeq and is a predicted model, not a curated record. NCBI's taxonomy places the organism in Eukaryota, Metazoa, Chordata, Mammalia, Rodentia, Cricetidae. The coding region runs from base 211 to 1971 and encodes 586 amino acids. The transcript has 9 exons.